AUGGCGGGGACGGGGAAGUUGGUGAAUUUAUGGGUUGUUUUGGUUAUAGUAGCUUGGGUGGGUGUUGAAGGAAGGAGGCUGGAGGAAGUGAAGAAGCCAGAGUGGUUUUUUGAUGGUUUUCCGAGUUGGGGUGGCGGUGGUGGUAGCGGGAAAGGAUUGGGCUUUGGGCAUUCUUUUAGUUUUGGCAAAGGUUACGGGUUCAAUUUUGGUUUUGGAAAGCCCGGUUGUUUUGGGAAAGGCAGUGGUGUAGCUGGUGGCAUUGGCGGCGGCGGCGGUGGGGGGGUUGGUGGCAUUGGAGGCGGAGGCGGCAUAGGCGGUGGGGGGAAGCAGCAUAAGAAAAAUGAUAACCAGAAUCAUCAAGGUGGCAUUGGAAAAGGGGCUGGCGGUGGACUUGGAGGAGGCAUUGGCAAAGGAGUGGGAGGAGGGGGUGCUAGCGGUGGUGCAGGAGGCGGCAUUGGCAAAGGGGUGGGUGGUAAUGGAGGUGGCCGAGGAAUUGGAGGCGGAUUUGGUGGAGGAAUUGGCAAAGGCAACGGUGGUAGUUCUGGAGGAGGGAUUGGUGGUGGCACUGGCGGUGGUUCUGGUGGGGGGAUUGGUGGCGGCACUGGCGGUGGGUUUGGAGGUAGUUAUGGUGGAGGGGGUGGCGUUGGAUUUGGUGGAGGAAUGGGGAAAGGGAUAGGCGGAGGAAUGGGGGGAGGUUUUGGCGGUGGCAGAGGAUUUGGUGGAGGUGUUGGGGGCGGCUUUGGUGGAGGCGGCGGUUUUGUUGGUGGCAAGAAUUAG
Molecule: messenger RNA, 777 nt
Organism: Humulus lupulus (European hop)
Lineage: Eukaryota; Viridiplantae; Streptophyta; Magnoliopsida; Rosales; Cannabaceae
Product: glycine-rich cell wall structural protein-like
Exons: 1
Coding region: 1-777 (258 amino acids)
Source: RefSeq, a predicted model, not a curated record